AUUUCACUAUUUCAAAAAUACAUACGGUUUUAAAUUCUGUUCCGUUUUCGUAACUUCCAGAAAUGCCGAAUUGUCUCAGUUACAAACUGAUAUUUCUUAAUAGUACUGAUAGGAGUGCUGCUAGUCACAAAAGAAAUGAGUAUAUUGAAUUUUUAAGCUCAUGGUGCAUUCAGUAUCAAUGGUACAAAGAUCCUUUCAAGUUAUGGAUUCAUUCAACGUCUGCUGAUUCAUUCUUCCUUUUUGGAUAUGUCGAUUGUGGAGAAAGUGUUGAAGAUGAAUGGUUCAUUGUUUGGAUGCUGUCCGAAAUAAGCAAAUUAGAUCCAUCUGUUAUUAUUCAAGUUACUGACGAAGAUGGUGAAUUUCUUCUUAUCGAAUGUGCAAAUCAUUUACCGAACUGGAUAAAUCCUGAGAAUGCCGAAAAUCGUGUUUGGUUUUAUCAAGGAAAAUUAUGUAUUAUUUGCAAAGAAAGAAAGUUAAAAAUGACAUUGAAUAGUGCAUUAGAAACUUUCAGAAAUUUCGACAAAGCUGCACUUCUUAUAUCAAAUAGUAUACAAGCUGGUAUACAGGCGAAAAUAAAAAAGUAUCCAGAUUUCGUUAAUACUAUGCAUUUGGCUCAUAUUACUGUUCCAUAUCCGGUUGCAGCUGUUUUGACGGUUUUUAGUCCGAGGGAUAUAAUUAAUUCAUCCAUUGAUGUUCUGGCUGAUAAAAUUUCUGAACAUUCUGCUGUCCAGUCAUGGUUAAAACUGUUUAAUAAUAGCUUAACCAUUUUUGCAAACCGUUGCAAGAAUAAAAGUGGUGCUCGUAAAUCGAAGUGGCCAAAAAUAUCUAACUUCUCAAAUUCGUAUGUAACAAUCCCGAUGCGAUUCAACAGACUUCGUUACGCUCUACUGCGUUCUUUACCUACGCCAAGCGGAUUCGAACAACCUCCCAAUGAUAAUCUGGCUUCUGGUCGUUUAGCUGCUGAACUUGGAUUAAAGUUGUGCAUUGGACUUGAUUUUUUGUUAAACUAUGUUGGUAAACAUGAAGAAGAUCCGAAUUUUACUCCACAUUUCGUGGCUCCAGGGGAAUCUGAAGAGAAAUGGAAUAAAUUUUUAGAAAGACUAACUAGUAGCGGUUAUUUUCAGGGUGUUUCAGAAGAAUCUUGGUUGCACAAUGAACUACUACAGCAAGCUCAAUGGCAUUUUCUUGAAUUUCUUUCAGAAAAAUCACCUGAACUAUCAGUUUGUCGCAGUUUUGAUCACUCGUCAUACACUGGACAAACACGGAAUAACCUUCAAAAACAUAGUCAGUUUUUAUACUCCAUUUUAAAUUAUAUGGAGAAUAAUGAAUGUUAUUCAUCGUGUGUGCAAAGAAGUUAUUCUUUAGAGACGAAUGGAUUACCUCCUGCUGAUGAUGAAUCUUGGAUGUUUGUUACUCCAGAGGAGUUAGAUAAAAUGUUAUUAGAGCGAAAUGAAAUUACUGAACCGGAUCCAUCGCGCUCGUCGAUUUCAUCACUUUUGCAAGAUUUCAUGAAAUCGUCGUCUUCUUUUAAAGGUGUUGAGCUAAGAAAGAAUCGUCAUGGAAUUAAACGAAAAUCUGAAUCAAAAGAUAUCUCUAACAUGGUCAAUACUUCAAGUAGUGAAGAGAUUAAUUCAGACGAUGAAAAUGCUAUUGAAGAGGAUCUUGAAAAUGGUUACUCUGAAAAUUGUCUUUCUACUGUCGGUAAAACUCAUGAAUCUAUGAACAUGGGCGAUAUUAUGAAGUCGUUACUUGAGGCGAAUGAUAAAAUUUUGUCAAAUAGUAGUAAUAAUAAUAGUAAUAAAGUUUCAACGAAACCUACAAGGGCACAAAAUAUUAGAUCAUUUGGAACCCGGAGUCUGUCUUCACUUAAUUCAUCACAACAGAAAACACAUGAUAUUUUCAUAAGUGACAGUGAUGAUGAUGAUGAUUUAAUUGAUCUUUACGGUUCUCAUUCUGAAUGUUCAACAUAUUUUAAAGACUGUACAUCUUCCAGUUCGACUGAGAGUGUGAAUGUUAUGGAUUGUUUAGAGAAUCAGAGUAAAGAAUUGAAAUCUAAAUCUCUAAUUCCUCGUCAUCGAACCAAUUCUACAACUAGUAACCAAUCGUAUUCUUCGUGCACUUCAUCAGAUAAUGAAACAUCUCAUCAACACAAUUCAAUGAAUAUUUCAUCUAAAGUGAAAAAAUCAUUUUCAAUGAAAAAAUAUCUAUCACAAUUAGAAAAUGAAUUGAAAAAUGAACCAGUGAAUGUUGGUCGUUUUAUUCCAACUAAGUCAUCAUCAUCAUCAACAACAACAAAUCAUCAUAGUAAAUCAUCUCCAUACAAAGUUCAAUUAUUGUUUAAUGCAAAAAAACCACGUGGAAAUGUUCAACUUGCCGAACCAGAGGAUAUAAAUGCUUCUGAAGAUUUUGUUGAUCGAGAAUUUGAUAAUUCUUCCGAGUCAGAUGAUGUAGCAUCAUUAUCAUCGGAAAGCAUUGUAAAAACAUCGGAUUCUGAAUUGGAUCAAUAUGUUUCACGUAACUUGGGUGUUUCUAUGACAGAUCAAUCGAAUCACCUUCAGUUGCAACCUGCAGGUCCUGCUGCUAAUUUAUUAUCAUCCAUGGGUUUGCCUAUACAUCAAAUUUUUAAUUCAAAACAGAAUACUAGUAGAAACAGUGAUUUGUAUAGAUAGAAAAUUAUUGUAGUUACAUUUUUGUUGUUGUUGAUUUAUUUAAAUCAUUUAUUUGUCUGAGUGAGUAUUCAUCUGUAAAUAAACAGUUAUUGAUCUA
Molecule: messenger RNA, 2766 nt
Organism: Schistosoma turkestanicum
Lineage: Eukaryota; Metazoa; Platyhelminthes; Trematoda; Strigeidida; Schistosomatidae
Source: the annotation of a GenBank genome assembly